AGAUCAUCUCUGGUGUCACACUGAAAUCAUGUCAGACUCAGAGCCUGAGAGAUUUACUGUCUUCACCCCCACAUGUUACAGUUUAAAGUGACAAGUGACUCUGUGGAAGGGGACCAGCCUCACUGCCACUGUUUUGCCAUGAUCUCAGUCACACUGUUUGGUCAACACAGACAACUCUUUCCCAUUCAGCAGGUUAUCUGCUGUAUGGUUUGACUGAGCUGCUUGGAUUUAAAAUAUGGCCAUCCGAUACAUCAAGCACAAAUACCUGUGGAUUUAUGUUUUGAAUUAUGAGAAACUGUAGAAUAAAGCAAAAAUGGAGAUUCCACCUGUGGUGAAUUUGGAUGGACAUCUCUUUCAAACAGUUUUAGGAUCACACAAAUUUUCAACACAGGAGCCAUCAUCAGAAAACGGCUCCCCAGACCACAGAGGGGAUGGUUGUCUCCCUGAAGCCCAAAGCUGCUCACUGUUGGAUCCAGAUCAAGACAAAACUAAGCUGAAGAAUAGUUUUAUCUGUGGUGGUCAUAACAACAUUGAAAUUCACAAGACUGUCUGCUCAGAGGAGCCUGGACAAGUGCCAGUCAUUCCUGGGGGAGAACCUCUGGACCUGUGUCCGCUGGCCUCAGCUCAUUUUCAUGAAGCAGGUAUUGUGUUCACAUCACCUAGUUCAAAUGAUAACUGCUGCAGUGACUUUCCAUUUCCUGCUCCUGUCAGAGAAGGCCAGUCAGACCAGGUGGUUCUUAAUUAUGUUGGGCAGACAGUAAACACGAACCAUGGAUGUGUAAACAUAGACUUCCAGAGUUCAGAGCCAAUCUCAAAUGGUCAGGUCAGUAGACAUUCAGAGGACCCGUGCUCCAUCCUCAAUCUAGACUCCACUCCUCGACUCACUGUGCCCUCACCUGUCCCUGAUCCAGGCCACAGAGUCCUGGAUCUCCCACGCAUUGUGAAGCACAAACCGAGCUCCAUCACCUUUUCUGACAGCACUUGUAGCACCGGAGCGGACAGCCAUGCUUUCGCCAACGAGAGUUCCGAUGAUGAAGAGUCUUCACCAGAGGAGGAGGAGGAGGAGGAGGAGGAUGAGGAUGGUCAUGAUGAUGGCGAUGAUGAUGAUGAUGACGACGAUGACGACAAUGAUGUGUUCCCAGAGCUGCCUCAGAGUAGAGAGGCCCUGGUCAAUCGCAGACAUAGGAGCAAUGGCAAAGACAAACAGAAGAGGAGAGCAGCCAUAAGUGCCCAAGCAGAAACUGAUCACACAGCCAGCAACAAUGGUUAUGAAGCAGAGGGGGAAACCAGCAGUAAGGAGGUAGGCUGUUCUUGAUGUAAAGAUGUUACCACACCUUUUUAUUAUUAACUAAAAAGAAAUUAGACAAGAAAUUUGGGGGCACAGGUAUAAAAGGCAAGGGAAGUAUAUGUGGCCAGCAGA
This is a messenger RNA of Lates calcarifer (barramundi perch), 1420 nucleotides long. RefSeq lists its product as uncharacterized. The transcript has 3 exons. The record is from RefSeq and is a predicted model, not a curated record. Lineage: Eukaryota; Metazoa; Chordata; Actinopteri; Centropomidae. Bases 314 to 1315 code for a protein of 333 amino acids.